Molecule: messenger RNA, 2158 nt
Organism: Tachysurus vachellii
Lineage: Eukaryota; Metazoa; Chordata; Actinopteri; Siluriformes; Bagridae
Gene: gdf9
Product: growth differentiation factor 9
Exons: 2
Coding region: 98-1381 (427 amino acids)
Biological process (GO): SMAD protein signal transduction; BMP signaling pathway
Cellular component (GO): extracellular region
Molecular function (GO): growth factor activity; cytokine activity
Source: RefSeq, a predicted model, not a curated record
CCUGUGAAGUAAAGCACGACCGGAAGUGUGUAUGGCCCGGGAAGAAUUUUAGCAAGAGAAUUCUGCAAGAGCACGUCGAAGAAUGUGUUAAAGUUUGAUGCAUUUAUCGAUCAUGAUUAAGCGGAAUUGUGCAGUUUUUUACCUAAACGCGCUGGUGCUCGUGAUGCUGGGCACCGGAGUGUCAGGACUCUCUGGUCAACACGCCGAGAACUUAGUGCAUCACGGCAACAUUUUAAGCCCGUUACUGAAAGCCUUAUCGGAUCACGAGCCAUGGGGAAUUCACUUCCCGAGAACUAGACCCGAUUCUAGAUACGUACGAUUCAUGAAAAGGCUUUACAAGCUGUCUACCAAGCAAGAGAGGAGCCACGAGGCGUCUCACCUUUACAACACGGUGCGCUUGAUCACACCACGGCAGGAGUGUCUGGAUCAGUGUGGAGAAUUUCUCAUGCAGGACAUUUCCUACAGUCUGAACCGUGUACGAGCCCAAGAACAGCUGCUCAAAUCCGUUCUGCUUUACUCCUUGGACCAUAACUACGCGGUAUCACUUACCUCCCACUGUUACCUGUACAUGAAGGAACAGACGCCUUCAGAUCAGCAUAUGUGCCUCAGCUCUCCCAGCUCACAGCACUCUGUGUCACCAAUCAGUUUCCACUUUCGAGUCAACAGAGCCAGCCACCACAAGUGGGUGGAGGUGGACGUGACACCCUUCCUCCACCCUCUCAUCCAGGGCCACAAAAAGGACAUCCACCUCCUCAUCAACCUCACCUGCCUGGAUGAUGAACCAGGAUAUCACACUUCCAGAAGUCUUGUGGAGCUCACGCACAUGGCGCCGUCUCUUUUGCUCUAUCUGAACGACACCAGUGAGGUGGCUUAUCAAAGAGGUUCCACAAACACCAGGCUGGGAGAAAUCCAUUCCAACCAUUGGGGUGAGAAUAUACAGAGCCAGCUGUACGGACCUGGUAUUCAGAGGCUGAAGUGGAGAGAUCGGAGGAACGCUCCAAACGUAACUCAGUCCUUAAAGUCGAGCACUGAAAGUGGACCACAGCCCAAAUUCGAGCACCCGACAGAAGACUGCGACCUUUAUGACUUCCGCGUGAGCUUCUCACAGCUCAGACUAGAUCACUGGAUCAUAGCGCCCUCCAAGUACAAUCCCAGGUACUGCAAAGGCAUUUGUCCUCGAGUUGUGGGCCACAUCUACGGCUCUCCGGUGCACACAAUGGUUCAGAACAUUAUAUAUGAGAAGCUGGACUCCUCCAUGCCAAGACCUUCCUGUGUUCCAUCUGAAUACGACCCUCUGAGUGUUCUGACCAUUGAAAACGAUGGCUCUAUUGCAUAUAAGGAAUACGAAGAAAUGAUUGCCAAUAAGUGUACCUGCCGUUAAUAGCAUUCUGCAUUAUUAUUUCCACAUUUGCUGUUCUCGAUCUCGAGUUGCUGAUGCGAAUUGCUGAUGACCUCGUAACCUUGCACAUAGUGCCCAUUUUAUCCACCUGGACAGUUUAAGAUGCCAUUGAAUGUAUUCUGCUUAUUCUCUUCUAGUUGUGCAAUAUUUUCUCAUUUGUAUCCAGAGAUUUUUUUUUUUUUGAACGUAUAAAAGAAUGUAACAGAGCACAUGAUUGGAAUUUUUUUGGUUGUUUUUGAUAAUAGUUGAAUUUUUUUGGUAGGUGUGUCUCAGGUCUUUAUGUAUAAUGCAAAUGGCAAACGUUUUAAAAAAUGUAUCUAAUUCUGGACAAAUUAUGAAAAGUGUGGUCCUGUUUUCUUAUUGGACCACUUUAACAUAUGUUUUUAAUACCUGGGGAUUGCAGACAGUUGUCUUAUGGGCAACCUCUCUCUUCAUGAUGUCCAGAAAAUAAGAAAUAAUAAAUUUGCCCUAAAUUCUCUGGGGCAUUUAAUCACUUUGUGCUUUAUGGUUUAAAGCUGAGUAUGUCAUAUAUCUAUUUAUGUAAUUUAUGCCUGUGUACAUUGGUCUGACUGGCUCUGAUAUCACCUCAAAUAUGUAAUGAAAAACAUCUUGAUAUAUUACAGAGAAAAAAAAACUGGAAAUAAAAAAAGUGAGCACCCUGGAGAUUGUUAGUUUAUUGUUCUGGCAGAGAUUUUGAAAACUAGUCAAUUCAAAUAUAACUGUAUUUGCCGGUGUGUUCAAUAAAAAAUAUAUCUUUCA